Messenger RNA from Lacerta agilis (Sand lizard), 825 nucleotides. It is a transcript of the gene GAR1, whose product is annotated as GAR1 ribonucleoprotein. Gene Ontology annotation, cellular component: box H/ACA snoRNP complex. Bases 109 to 825 code for a protein of 238 amino acids. The record is from RefSeq and is a predicted model, not a curated record. Lineage: Eukaryota; Metazoa; Chordata; Lepidosauria; Squamata; Lacertidae. Gene Ontology annotation, biological process: snoRNA guided rRNA pseudouridine synthesis; ribosome biogenesis. The transcript has 5 exons. Gene Ontology annotation, molecular function: box H/ACA snoRNA binding.
GGAGGAGGAGGGUCGCCGGAAGUGGCCUGCGCUCGUGAGUCCUUGGCGGAAGAGCGGUGCGGCCACGUGGGGAGGAAGAGCGGAGCGUGGUGCGCUUAGAAGAUAGUCAUGUCGUAUCGAGGAAGAGGCGGUGGUGGAAGCUUCAAUCGUGGUGGUGGCAGCUUCAAUCGUGGUGGUGGCAGUGGCGGCUUCAGUCGAGGUGGUGGUGGCUUCAAUAGAGGUGGACGGGGUGGUGGAAGAGGCGGAUUUGGCCGUGGAGGUGGCGGACGAGGAGGCUUCAACAGAUCAUAUGACCAAGGACCUCCAGAAAGUGUAGUCAUCCUGGGAGAGUUUAUGCACCCCUGUGAAGAUGACAUUGUUUGCAAAUGUGUGACUCAGGAGAGCAAAGUACCUUAUUUCAAUGCACCCGUCUAUUUAGAAAAUAAGGAACAGAUUGGGAAAGUGGAUGAAAUCUUUGGGCAGCUCAGAGACUUUUAUUUUUCAGUCAAAUUGUCAGAAAACAUGAAAGCUGCUUCCUUCAAAAAGUUGCAAAAGUUUUAUAUCGAUCCAGCAAAAUUGCUCCCUCUGCAGAGAUUUUUGCCAAGGCCUCCAGGUGAAAAAGGACCUCCGAGAGGUGGAAGAGGAGGCCGUGGUGGAAGAGGAGGUGGCAGAGGGGGAGGUGGCAGAGGGGGAGGUAGGUAUUGUUGUCUGGAUGCAUGCAGUAAAGUGGUAGAGAUCCCCCCCCCAUCCCGGGCAGAAAGUUUGAAAAUCCAGGUCUGGAAGCGAUAUGUUCCUGACAACAUUCGUGUAUAUUUUAUGCGUGGUUUCGGAAAUUGUGCUACCUAA